GGGUCGGCGAGUUGACUAAUGAAAACAGUGGUGCAAGUUCGUAACAGUUUUGGGAUUAGUAGUAACUAGUUGGUCGACUGGGGACAGUGUGGUACGUUGACCUGUUUCCGUGUCGCCAUCAUGGCAACAGUGUUGGUGUUUUAGAUGAAAACAUGAAAACACCAACAAGAACAAGUAACCAAGCUGAACGGUUGAAUUCAUGCAAGAUGGACAUGUAUACUCUUGAUACCAGUAACUGAAGAAACCCAAAUCUUUCCACAAUGGCAUCAUUUGCUGGCAGGGAUACUGGUGCUGAAGCUGCAGAUGAGGUACAUUUGAGUCGUGAAGAACGCCUUAAGAAUGAGCGACUUCGUAAAUGCUACACAAAACUUCAGGAUGAAAUUGAGGCACCCCUAUUGGUGGGCCACAUGUAUGAAAAUGGAGCAUUAUCACGUGAUGACAUGGAUGAGAUCAGAAAGACCCAGCCACCAACUCGACGUAUGCAGGCUACCGUACUGCUGGAUAUGGUGCUACGUGGUAAACCGGCAAUAUCCAUGUAUGAUGUGCUGGUUGAUGCACUGAGCAAAUCUGGUUACUCAGAACUUGUAACCAAGUUGGCAGAAACACACGUUGAUGUGGAGUCUGAAACUGGUGAUGUAAUCAAACAUCCAAAGACUAAGAGUAAGACUCUACCUAAACUGUUAGAGGUGAAAAUAAAGAGUGCCAAGAAAGUAUUUGUGGAAACCAAAAGCUACUGUUCAGUGAGAUCUUCCCUGGAGAAAAAUGGAUAUGUUACCAUAACAGGAGGUUCAGGUUCUGGUAAGACUACAAUGGCUUUGAUGUUGAUGGAAGAAUAUAGACAGAGAGACCAUGCUGUAUUCUUCAUUGAAAAUAUUGAAGAUUUGGACUUAGACAAGAUGGUGGAAAUAAAGCAACCAAAAUUACUUGUGAUCGAUGAUGUCAUGGGAUCAGUAUCAGCCACACAAGAUAGGAUUGUUGCUUUUAAUAAAGUUUUUGAUUUCCUUGCAGACAUGCUGCAAAACACCAGCAGUACUUCAGGUAGUGAUAUGCAAGAUCAUUUUCAGAAUGAGAAAAAUAUCAAAGUAAUAUUUACAUCAAAAACGUGGCUUCUUAAGGAAAGCAAAUGCCACAUAAAGCAUCAUUUGUACAGCUAUUUUACACAGUCUGUUGAUUUGUCGAACUCACAAAUGUCUGAACAAGAGUUAAAAGAUAUCUUGUCAAAACAUUUAACAAAUAAAGGACAUUCAGUUAGUCAGGAUGACGUUUCAAAGAUAUGCACCAAUAUAUCAAAAGAAGGAGACACUGCUCUUGGCUUUCCUUAUGUUUGUCAGUUAUUUUCAAGUAUGGAUGUCUUCUGUAAAGGAAAAGAUCCAGUAACUUUUUUCCAGAAACCAAUGAAAUUUCUAAAGAGUGAACUUGAGAGUCUGUUUAAGACUGAUAAGAUGAAGAAAGCAUGUUUUAUGCUGAUGGUCUUAUGUGAUGGCCACCUGUCCCUGUCAUCACUAAUGGACUCUGAUACACGCCAGAAAAGUGGAUUAGAGGAAAAAGUUAAAAUAAUUCAGAAUUACACAGGUGAUUGUACAGACAAAAUUCAACCAUUCUGCAGCAGCAUUAAAACUACGGCAGAAACGUUAACCGACACAUUGUUAAAAACUGAAGAUGACAAUGUGUCAUUUUUGCAUGCCUCCACUCAUGAUGCUACUGCUUAUCUUCUUGGCAAAGAGAAUAUUAGCUUUAUCAUCAACCAUUGCAGUAUGAAGGUGAUCAAUGAAAGAAUAAGAGUUAAAGUUGGAAGCACUAAAGGAAAACCUCAUGAUGAAGGAAGUGAUUUUCUGAUUACAAUAUCUGAAGCCAAUCAUGAAAUGCUGGCUAAACGGUUGGCUAAAGAACUUUGUAAUAAACAGUUUGCUAUUUCUCUUUCUCACCAAGCAUUCAGCAACCUGAAAGUGAAAAAACUGGUAUUUGAUAGCCUUUCUGAAAAGAAUGAGUUGACAGCAUUGAUUCAUUCUCAUGACACAUUGUACGAAGCACACUUUUUGUUUUGGGCUUCAUUAUUCAACCAUAAAUAUCUUUUGACACAAAUUCUAUCAUUGGGCAACUUCACUACUGAAGAGUUAUUGUGGGGUAUAUUGGCAACAUGUGUGAAUGGUAAAGGUGAGGGUUUUGACACCAUCACAUCAAAGGAUCCAAGUGUAAAAGAACAAUUAUUGCUGAAAACUGUAGAAGACAUAACUGUUAACGUUAUGAAUGAAAAAGUUACUGAAAAAUUUCAGAACUACUUCAAGCUGACUUCAUCUUCUUACCUGGAAUUUAAAGGAACAUGUGGACUGAUUCAUGUGGCUGCUGCUUUUGGACAUAAAAUGAUUGUGGAGAAACUUCUGGAGGCUGGUGCGUGUGUCAAUAGUACAACAGAAAGUGGAGUCACACCACUUAUGCUUGCUUGUCUACAUGGUCACUUGGAACUUGUGAAAAUGCUUCUAGAUAAAGGUGCCGAAUACAUGGUUACCUCAAAAAUAGGUAACUGCAGCAUCCACUUUGCAUGCCUUGGUAAUCAAACAGAAGUCAUAGAAAUGCUUUGCACGCUUUGCAUUGACAUUAAUUUUAAGGGAAAAGCAAACUGGACACCACUUUUGUAUUCAUGUCGCUAUGGAGAUUUGAGAGCUGUAAAACUUUUGUUAAAAUAUGCAGACAAAACCGUGGUUACUGAUACAGGGUUAACCUGCCUUCAUUUGGCUAGUUGCAAUGGAAAUAAAGAAAUAGUGCAGAUGUUUCUAUCAGAAGACAUGGAUGUCAACUGUGUUGGUAAUAAUUUGAAGACUCCAUUGAUGUAUGCUUGUUUUGAAGGACAAACCCAGAUAGCAGAAAUGCUUCUUGAUAACGGUGCUGAUAUUACCAAAACAGAUGCGUCUUGUAAAACAUGUCUUCACUAUGCAUGCUAUAAAUCAGAAAAUAGUAGUUUGAUUAAGAAGUUGCUCCAGCAUGACAUAGACAUUAACUGUAAAAGUGAAAAGGGGUGGACCCCUCUCUGCUAUGCAUGUCGUUAUGGCAAUGUGGAAAUUGUCAACCUACUGCUUUUUUAUGAAGCUGACAAAAACGUCUUGGUGGAUAAUGGCUUGAAUUGUCUCCACUUGGCUGCAUUAGGGGGCAGUGUCCAUAUGGUGGAUACAUUACUCGAGUCUGAAUUUCAUAUUGAAUCACAGACCACAUUAAAAGAAACACCAUUAUUAUGGGCAUGUAUAGAAGGUCAAAUUGAAGUUGUGGAAUUUUUAAUAGAAAACUCUGCUGAUAUAUGUGCAUGUGAUCAUUAUGGUAGAAAUGCUCUACACCUUGUAUGCAAGGCAGGUUAUCUAAAUAUAGCUAAACUAUUGCUUGAAUUAGGUAUGGAUGUUGAUGCCAGAGAUGCAGAUGGAUGGACUCCCCUGCUGUUUGCAAGUCGUUACGCCAAGGCUGAUCUGGUAGAGCAUUUAUUGUCAGUCAAAGCGGACGAAAACGUCAAUACCAAGACAGGAUUGAAUUGUCUUCAUUUAGCUUGUUGUGAUGGUAAUACAGAAAAAGUGGAGCUUCUUCUUUUCAAGGGCUGGGAUGUAAACAGCACAACUGAUAAAGGAAAGACUCCACUUAUGUAUUGCUGUCAUGAAGGGAAAGUAACUCUUGUGGAUAUACUUGUUGCCAAGGGAGCUGAUCUUUUUAUUUAUGACAAAGAGAACAGAAAUUGUAUGCAUUAUGCUUGUUUGAACAAAUACUGUAAUGAAUUUCUUACAAAGCUUAUUGACUAUGAAAUGGAUAUCAACUGCAGAGGAGAAAAUGGUUGGACCCCGGUUUUGUUCUUAAGUCGCUAUGGUAGCGUAAGAGUUGUUGAGCUUUUGAAGAACAGAGGAGCUGAUAUGACAGUAGUUUCUGACAGUGGACUAAACUGCUUGCACAUGGCUGCCUGUAAUAGUGAUGUUCGAAUGGUUGAAAUGUUUCUUUGUUUGGAUUUUGACAUCGACAGCAGAUCGAAAAAGGGGAAAACACCACUGAUGUACGCUUGUGAAACGGGCAGGACAGAUGUAGCGCAGUUAUUAAUAACAAAGAAGGCUGAUGUUUUAGCAAGAGAUGCCUCUGGGAAGAACUGUUAUGACUGGUUACAAACAGACAAGUUUAGAGAAUUUGCUCAGAUGCUUGAAGAGAACUACCCUGAACUGUUGAAUACUGCUCAAGAUAAACCAGCUUCUCAGGACCAGGUGGAUGCAUCUUCUCACACACCAUAGAUUGUCAUUUAUAUCUUCAAAGUUUAUUUACAGUUUUUAUUUUAUUAGUUGGUACAUAAAUUUUGAAACAGAACAAAUCGAGAUGUGUUAGUACACAAUCUAAAUUGGAAUUUAAUCAUACAGACUAUGUUGUCAAAUACUUGUGUGUAAAUAAGUUAACCAAUGUCAUUUUAUUAUUAUCUGCAUUCAUUAAAUCUAAUCAAUGGGCCCAUUUUUGCUAUAAUAAAACUAGCAGUUUCCUCUGAGACUGCAAUAAAUGAAUGAUUAACGACACCCUAGUACAAAAAUACAUAUCGGCUAUUGUAUGUAAAAAAUGACAAAAUGUUAGUGAUUUCCAAUAGCCGAUGAUUAAUCAAUGUGCUCUUGUGGUGUCGUUAAACAAAACAGACUUGAUCAUUAAUCUAAUGAAUGUAUGAUUCAUGACCUAUGGACUGACCUCUUGCAGUGAAAUUUGCUGAUUUAUUAACUUAAGGACUCUGAACAAAAAGUCAAGACAUUUUUCAAGGGUCUUAAAAAAGAAUCUGUUCUUUCGCAAAAUAAACAAGUGCAAUAAAUAGGAAGCGAAAACAACGUGUGUGAAGUUCUGUAUUUAUUACAUACCUUCUUUCAUGUUUUACAAAAACGGUUUUUAAUUUAACGU
This is a messenger RNA of Gigantopelta aegis, 4890 nucleotides long. RefSeq lists its product as uncharacterized. The transcript is spliced from 5 exons. Gene Ontology annotation, molecular function: protein binding. The coding region runs from base 261 to 4250 and encodes 1329 amino acids. Gene Ontology annotation, biological process: regulation of apoptotic process. The record is from RefSeq and is a predicted model, not a curated record. Lineage: Eukaryota; Metazoa; Mollusca; Gastropoda; Neomphalida; Peltospiridae.